CAAUCAGUAUGCAAGAUCAACCUUCGCUUUCAAAGUUUAUUUCCUGUUACCCAGAUCAUGGCACUGAAAAAUCACUAAUUUGCUUCAUUUCGUUUCUAUCUUUUAACGUUUGUUUUAUCUUAUCAAACAACUAAAAUCACCGCACAAGAUGUUCAAUAUGAUCUCUCUACGUUUAUACGCUCAAAAAACUCUGACUAGGAGCAUUUCAGGGUGGUCAGACAAUUUGCGUAAACAAACAAAGCUAUCUGAUACUAUAUAUUCCCGAGAGGACAAAUAUGGAGCGCAUAAUUAUCAUCCUCUACCAGUAGCUUUAAGCAAAGGCAAAGGUAUUUAUGUUUGGGAUGUUGAGGGAAACUGUUAUAUGGAUUUCCUGAGUGCUUAUAGUGCAGUAAACCAAGGACACUGUCAUCCACGUAUUAUUGAGGCACUCAAAACUCAAUCAGAAACACUUACUCUUACCUCACGUGCAUUUUAUAACGUUUGUUUGGGAGAAUUCGAGGAGAUGGCAGCAAAAAUGUUUGGGUACGAUAGGGUUUUACCUAUGAAUUCAGGAGUCGAAGCUGGUGAAACUUCGAUAAAACUUGCACGAAAAUGGGGUUACAAAGUAAAGAAUAUUCCAGAUGGACAAGCCAGAGUAAUAUUUGCUGAAGGAAACUUUUGGGGUCGCACUUUAGCUGCAUGCUCUUCAUCUACUGAUCCUACUUGCUACUCAGGAUUUGGACCAUUCAUGCCCGGAUUUGUCAUUGUUCCUUAUGAUGACUUGAAUGCUCUCGAAAACGAAUUGAAAAAUCCUAAUACUUGUGCAUUUAUGGUGGAACCGAUUCAAGGUGAAGCUGGUGUUCGUACACCUUCAGAUGGUUACUUAAAGGGUGUACGAAAAUUGUGCACUAAAUAUAAUGUGCUGUUUAUAGCUGAUGAAAUACAAACUGGUUUAGGUCGAACAGGAAAACGGUUGUGUGUAAAUCAUGAAGAUGUUCGACCAGAUAUCGUUCUACUUGGGAAAGCUUUAUCAGGAGGAGUACUUCCAGUAUCCGCUGUUUUAGCUGAUGAUUCAGUUAUGUUGACUAUUCAACCUGGUGAACAUGGAUCAACUUAUGGUGGUAAUCCAUUAGCUUGUAAAGUUGCUAUGGCUGCUUUAAGAGUAUUGGAAGAGGAAGGUUUAGCAGAACAUGCACAGAAAUUAGGUGAAAUCUUUCGUCAGGAACUGAGUAAACUUCCAAAAUCUGUCGUUGAAUUAUAUCGUGGUAAAGGUCUUUUAAACGCGAUUGUAAUUCGUCAAGGAUUUAAGGCGUGGGAUGUUUGUUUAAAAUUACGCGAUCAUGGUUUAUUGGCUAAGCCAACACAUGACACAAUCAUUCGAUUAGCACCGCCUUUAGUUAUUAAAGAAGAUGAACUACACAAAGCGGCAGAAAUUAUACACAAAGUGAUUGGUUCAUUGAGUAGAUCGUGAAGAAACACAGGAAAAACAAACAGCUAUGCUAUUUCGUUCGACAUGUGACCUACGUAACAAAAUAUAAUUCUUCAAAUCUAAUAAAUAUUGGGAAAUUAUUGCUAUCUACUUAACUGACUAAUUUCUAAACUAUAUUCAUUAAAAAUCGGUUCCACAUAAAAUACUAUGCACUAUUACAUAGCUAGCCUUGUUUAAUAUACAUCAAGUUUUAAUAUUUACCAAGUAUUUAAAACUUAUAUUUACUUACUUACUUACGCCUGUUACUCCCAAUGGAGCAUAGGCCGCAGACCAGCAUUCUCCAACCCACUCUGUCCUGGGCCUUCUUUUCUAGUUCCAUCCAAUUCUUGGUCAUUUUUCUCAUGUCUAUCUCCAUUUCUCGGCGUAAUGUGUUCUUUGGUCUUCCUAUUCUCCACCUUUGCCCUUGAGGAUUUCAUGUGAGAGCUUGUCUUGUGCUGCAGUUGGGUGCUUUCCUCAAUGUGUGUUCUAUCCACUUCCAGCGCUUCUUCUUGAUUUCUUCCUCCUCUGGAAUCUUGUUUGUUCUCUCCCACAGACAUAUUUCAUUGUAAUGCUACGAAAUUUUAUUUGAGCGAAUUCGUUUUAAAUCCAUUGGCAGGUUUAUUGUUGUAAUUCAAAUUAAAAGUGAAAUUAAAGAACCCUUCUGCUUAUUUCCAUAAAUUAUUAAAUAUCUACCAUUGUGAUUACAUUUUUAUACUUUGAUGCAUAAAAUUAUCAGUUGCUUUAUCGCAUAUAUGUAUUCUAUUUAUAGUUCUAUCUGGCUUGUUUGUUUUUGAACUACUACUCAAAUAAUGUUGCGUUAGUAAUAUGUCUAUAUGUAAUGUGAUUAUUUUCAGAUAACUCAUUCCAUUUUUAUUAUUGUUCAGAAUACCAACAUGUUGUAAUACGUGAUUUUGAGUUAUAUAAUGUAUUUUGUAACUCUUUUUUUUUUACUUAAAAAUGUCUUGGUGCAUAUGCUUAGAAGUUAAUUGUAUCCAGGCAACCGAAAAUAAUAUCGCAAAUAAACUGUUGUUUACAUAUGUUUUAGUGGAAAAAUAUUUUCUAUAUGGAUUAUUGAUUAACCCGAAAAUAGAAUUAGUUCAUGUUUGAAAGCUCAAAUAUAAGAAAACCUUUAACCAAAAUAAAUAAUAAAUGAAGUUUGUUUAUGUACUGAUAGUUAAUUAAAAUAUACUCUGUUCGUAAUCGUUA
Molecule: messenger RNA, 2653 nt
Organism: Schistosoma intercalatum
Lineage: Eukaryota; Metazoa; Platyhelminthes; Trematoda; Strigeidida; Schistosomatidae
Source: the annotation of a GenBank genome assembly